Messenger RNA from Vicia villosa (hairy vetch), 1689 nucleotides. RefSeq names its product zinc finger BED domain-containing protein RICESLEEPER 2-like. The coding region runs from base 1 to 1689 and encodes 562 amino acids. The record is from RefSeq and is a predicted model, not a curated record. The transcript has 4 exons. Gene Ontology annotation, molecular function: protein dimerization activity; DNA binding. NCBI's taxonomy places the organism in Eukaryota, Viridiplantae, Streptophyta, Magnoliopsida, Fabales, Fabaceae.
AUGGAAAUUAAUAGUGAUAGUGAGGUUAAUGCUAGGCAAGUUAAGGCAACUCCACAUGUACCAUUAUUUUCUCCGUCUAAUGUAAUUGAUCUUGAUGACAAUGAGAUUAACCAUGAAGAGUCUUCCAAACCAACUACCAAAAAACAAAAGGCCCUUACGUCUGAAAUGUGGAAACAUUUUUUAAAGGUUGGGACUGUGGAUGGUAAAGAGAAAUGUAAAUGUAAGGGUUGUGGAAGAUUCUUGAGUUGUGCUGCUACUAAUGGAACUUCUCAUUUGACUCGUCAUUUGCAAAAUAAGAUUUUAGCAUUUGCUCACAUGACACCUCCACAUAUCGGUCGAGAAUUAGCCUUGAAGGUGAUGGAAAUGUUAAGUGAUUGGGGUAUAGAGAAGAAAGUUUUUUCUAUCACUUUGGACAAUGCCUCUGCAAAUGAUAGCAUGCAAAGAUUCUUGAAAGAACACUUAGAAUUAUCUAAUAGCUUGUUAUUUAAGGGAAAGUUAUUUCAUAUUCGUUGUUGUGCGCAUAUUUUGAAUCUCAUUGUUCAAGAUAAAUUGAAGGUAGUUGGUGAUGCAUUGCAUAAAAUUAGACAAAGCGUGGCUUAUGUAAAGGUAACCGAAAGUAGAACACUACAAUUUCAUGAAUGUGUUAGUAAUGUUGGUGAGAUUGAUACUACAAUUGGAUUAAGAUCCGAUUGUGUUUGUAGAUUGAACUCCACUUUUAUAAUGCUUAAGAGUGCGAUCAAUUAUCGUCGUGCCUUUUAUAACUUAAGUUUGCGAGAUUUAAAUUUCAAGUGUUGUCCUUCAAGUGAAGAGUGGGAAAGAUCCAAAAUAAUGUGUGAUCUUUUGAAGUCAUUCUACAACAUUACUAAAUUGAUCUCCGAAUAUUCUUAUCCUACUUCUAAUUUGCACUUUGGAGAAAUAUGGAAGAUUGAGUGUCUUUUGAAUUCCUAUUUGAUAAGUAAAGAUUCUUUGAUUCAAGACAUGGCUAAAAAGAUGAGGGAAAAGUUUGACAAGUAUUGGAGUGAGUAUAAUAUUAUCUUGGCUUUUGGUGCUAUUCUUGAUCCAACAAAAAAAUUCAACCUUUUGAAUUUUGCAUAUACAAAAAUUGAUGAGAACACUAGUGAACUCAAGUGCAAAAAGAUUAAGGCUGAGUUGUAUGAGCUUUAUGCGAAAUAUGUCAAACACGGGAAUUCUCCUAAUCCUAACUUUUCACAAGUGAUACCUACUUUUGGAGGAGUAAAAGAUUCUUUGGCAUCCUCGUUAUAUAUUUGUGAAGAAUUUGAAGAGCAUGAAAGUCAAGCAAGUAACGAUACUGGAAAAUUUGAACUUGAUGCUUAUUUAGAUGAACAAAGGUUGCCUCUAUCAGUUAGUUUUGAUAUAUUGACUUAUUGGAGAGAAAAGAGUCAUAGAUGUCCCAAUCUUGCAAGAAUGACUUGUGAUAUAUUGAGUAUUCCAAUAACUACAGUGGCUUCUAAAUCUUCUUUUAGAAUUGGCUCUCGAGUUUUAAACAAGUAUAGAAGUUCAAUGAAAGAGGAAUCCGUUCAAGCUCUCAUGUGCACACGAAAAUUUGAUAAUGACAUUAAUGUUAAUCAAGAUGUUGGAUUUAGAAGUGGACAAGCAUCCAACACAUUUGAGCAUUCGAAUGCCGUUGAAGGAAACUCAAGUGACAUUGCGAGUCGAGUCAAAAUUUGA